This is a messenger RNA of Bombyx mandarina (wild silkworm), 2964 nucleotides long. It is a transcript of the gene Pex1, whose product is annotated as peroxisomal biogenesis factor 1. The record is from RefSeq and is a predicted model, not a curated record. Gene Ontology annotation, cellular component: peroxisome; peroxisomal membrane; cytosol. Gene Ontology annotation, molecular function: ATP binding; ATP hydrolysis activity. Gene Ontology annotation, biological process: protein import into peroxisome matrix. NCBI's taxonomy places the organism in Eukaryota, Metazoa, Arthropoda, Insecta, Lepidoptera, Bombycidae.
AUGUUAGGAGGUGCUAAACUAAAAGUAGUGUUUACUCACGAAAAAACUUGCUUCGCAUAUAUAAGUCCAAAGUACAGUAGUAAUAAUGAACAGUCUCAGUGCCUUCAAGUUCUAUACAAAGACAAGCACCUGUUUUUAUGGGUGGUGUACAGCAGCGGUGUUGCGGAAGGACAAAUAGCUUGCAAUCCAGUGCAUAGUCAACUGAUUGGCCUAGAUGAGGGAGCUGAUGUGUUUGUCUCACCAUACGGUGAUGUGCGAGUGCUGGAUGAAUUGUAUAUAGAUACGGACAGCCCUGAUGACCAGGAGUUGUUGGAACACAAUGCGGAAUUACUGCAGCUACGAAUACUAGAUCAGCUUCGAUAUGUGGCGGCACAUCAAAAAUGCGUCGUGUGGAUAUUUUCAUCGAUGCCCAUCGUUUUCACGCCGAAGCAGACCGGCUUGCUCGUGAACCAGAGCCGCGUAGUCGUUAAAGUUGACGCGUUCAAUAGCUACCAAGGCUUCCAAACACAACCUCCAGCACCAAACGAACCCAAUGGCCCUUUUAAAAAUAUAGGCUUAAUAAACGAAGAGAUGCUUCGUCCAUAUUUGAACUCACCAAAGAGGCUUGUAUUGCGUUCGGUACCUAUAGACAGCGACGGCAAAAAGAAUUUGAUACAUCCUUACACGGUUUUCAUACAUGAAGAUUUAAUAGGCGAAUGCUUCAAAAAUUUAACUGUUAUAUUAUCGACUAUGAAUUCUAUUCCUUCGAUUCUGAGCGAAACUGAUGAAGACGAUAAAGAGAACAAUAAUAACGCCAUAAACGAUUUGUGCGUUGAAAUUGUGCCCAUAGACGGUAUCAUAUACAGGAGCUUGAGCCGCGAAGUGUACAACAGAAACAUACCGACAGUGUUGAUACCGAAAUCAUUGAAUGCCAUUAUCAACAUUGAGAAUGGAACGAGAAUUAUAUUCAACAUAAUCGGGGAUACGGUAGAGCAACCUGUGCACAUUGAAUUGGUGACGUAUACAGAAGAAAAACAAACAGAAGUCCAUGUUAUAGACAGAUUCAAGAAAUGCGUCAUAGAGAACACGCAUUCAGGCAAAAGAUUUUUAAUAAAUAACGGCAUAGUUAAGCAGAAUAGUCAGAUAAGCGAUGGUUAUUUGCGGUUCAAUUUGAAACCAGACGGUUUGAAAUAUACCCUCUUGGAUUCGGAGAGUUUGAGGCAUUUCACUACGAAGGCAACGUGCCUUAACGACACGGAUUUAGUCCUGCCGAAACGCAGCGCCUCCCGCAUGGAAUAUGAUUUCAAGAACUAUUGCAGGACAAUGAAAUCAAUGGAGACUUUGAUAAGUAAAGUUCUCUCGCAUUUGUAUUUCGAAAUACAUAGAGAGGCGACGUUUAAAAAUGCAUCAGAGAUUAAAAGCAACGUUCUGAUCACGGGGUCCAGUGGUAUGGGUAAAACAUCGUUGUGCCACAUAAUCGAAAAUGAGCUGACGGUCUGGUCUCAUACGUUGCACUGCAGGGCGCUCAGGGGCCGUAAGGAUAUACCGGAGAUCCUGGGCAAAGCUAUCCUCAUGUGCCAAGAGCACAGUCCGGCUGUAUUGAUCUGCGACGACGUGGACGCCAUGGUACCGCCCGAUAUGGAGGGAGUUUCGCCCCAGGAUAUAGCGUAUUAUCAGAGAUUAGCCGUGGUCAUCAAGCACCUCCUGCAGACGUGCGCGGGUGUGUGCGUGCUGAUGACGUCACUCUCGAUGAAGUCCCUGCACCCGGUCCUCAGGCAGUUCAACGGGAAGCCGCUGUUCACGGCGCACUUCGAUAUACCUGAAGUUGAGCAGGAUGAAAGAGUGGAGCUGUUCAAGCAUUUGAUGAACGAGAAGAUCCGUCAGCAGUUCGAGGUAGCGGACGAUGACGUCAUCACGUUAGCCAUGGACACCGCCUCGUGCACAGUGCGGGACAUCAUCGACCACUUCAAUAAGAAGAUAUUUAAAGCCGUCAAGAUGAAAAAAGCGAACCCAGACAUUGUGAAGCCUCGUUUAGUCGAGGAAACAGCUAAGGACACAGAGAAAACCACCGCGUUCGACAUAUGGGGGCCGGUGGGGGGCUUGGACGACGUUAAGCGGGAACUCACGGAGUGUAUCUUCUGGCCCGUCAUGUACCCAGCGUUGUUCCCGUCACAAUCCUGUGGGAUCCUACUGUACGGUCCCCCCGGAACCGGCAAGUCCUACAUCGGGUCCUGUCUCGCCAGACUCAACAAUAUGCACAUGAUAACAGUGAAAGGGCCCGAGCUUCUCUCCAAGUACAUAGGGCAGAGCGAGAAGGCUGUUCGGGAUGUCUUCGACAAAGCGGACAUGAAGCGUCCGUGCAUAUUGUUCUUCGACGAAUUCGACAGUCUCGCGCCCAAACGUGGUCACGACUCGACCGGAGUGACGGACAGAGUGGUGAACCAGCUGCUGGCGAGGAUGGACGGCGCCGAGGGCGGGGCCAGGGGUCCCGUUAUAGCGGCCACGUCGAGGCCGGACCUGGUGGACCCGGCGCUGCUGAGAGCCGGCAGACUUCAGAGGCAUAUCUACUGCGAACUGCCCGAUAGGUGGGGCAGACACGAAGUACUCCAAACAUUGACGAAGAAUCUAACCGUAGACCAAGAGGUAGACCUCCGAGAGUUGUCUGAGCGCACCGAGGGGUACACUCCCGCCGAUCUCAAGUCCUUACUGGUCACGGCGCAACUGACAAGACUAGAGAAACAAUUGGCUCACAACGACGACACGACAUUGGGGUCCGUGGUGGUGCAGCAAGAAGACAUCGAUGGAGCUUUGGAGGAAACCAAACCUUCGUUGUCGAGAGAACAAUUACUGUUCUACGAUAUGAUAUACAAAAGGUUUAGAGGCGAGACUCUGACGUCCGAACAGAAGAUAAUGGCCGGCCGGUUUGAGAAGCAACGCGCCACUUUAGCUUAAAAGAUAGAGAGAGAGAGAGAAGAUAGAGAUAAU